This is a messenger RNA of Osmerus eperlanus (European smelt), 791 nucleotides long. It is a transcript of the gene aprt, whose product is annotated as adenine phosphoribosyltransferase. Bases 50 to 598 code for a protein of 182 amino acids. Gene Ontology annotation, molecular function: adenine phosphoribosyltransferase activity; adenine binding; AMP binding. The transcript is spliced from 5 exons. Gene Ontology annotation, biological process: adenine salvage; AMP salvage. Gene Ontology annotation, cellular component: cytoplasm. The record is from RefSeq and is a predicted model, not a curated record. NCBI's taxonomy places the organism in Eukaryota, Metazoa, Chordata, Actinopteri, Osmeriformes, Osmeridae.
UCAAAAAUACCUGGCAACCUUCUGUUGAAGACUCGUCACAUGAAACAACAUGGCAGAGAGUACGACAAAAUCAAAACUGGAGUUGGUGACCAAGAACAUCAGGCCAUUUCCUGAUUUUCCAAGUGAAGGAAUACUUUUCAGAGACAUUAGUCCUAUCCUGAAGAACCCAAGUGCUCUGACUGCAGUGAUCGAUCUCUUUGAGGACCAUGUGAGAAUGACAUACCCGCAGGUGGAGCUAAUGGUGGGUCUGGAUGCACGAGGGUUCCUGUUUGGGCCCCUGUUGGCCCAGAGGUUAGGAGUAGGGUUUGCCCUCAUAAGGAAGAAGGGCAAGCUGCCUGGACCAACUGUCUCUGUGUCCUACACCCUUGAAUACGGCAAGGCAGAGGCUGAGAUCCAGGAAGAUGCUGUGUCUGCGGGGCAGAAGGUCCUCCUUAUUGACGACCUGCUAGCAACUGGAGGGACGCUGUACGCUGCUUGUGAGCUGAUGAAAAAGCAGAAAGCUGAUGUGCUUGGCUGCUUGGUGGUCAUCGAGCUCAAAGACCUCAAUGGGGUGGAAAAGCUGAAGCCUUUCCCUCUUUUCUCACUGGUGCAAUACUGAGGGACCGUUUUCCCUGUAUGGUGAAAUGGGCCCAAACAUGCCACCCAUAAGAAACAAAUGUUUCUCAAAUACAUUUCAUAUUAUUCAUAGUUCUUCCACAUAGAGACAAAGACAAUCUCAUAACUUCCUACAAAUGCCCCACAAUAUACUCACCUAAAAAAGGUUUAUAAAAGUUGAUUGCUUCAACAUGGUA